Messenger RNA from Amphiprion ocellaris (clown anemonefish), 2695 nucleotides. RefSeq names its product F-box protein 43 (gene fbxo43). The record is from RefSeq and is a predicted model, not a curated record. Gene Ontology annotation, cellular component: nucleus. The transcript is spliced from 6 exons. Gene Ontology annotation, molecular function: protein binding; zinc ion binding. Bases 202 to 2304 code for a protein of 700 amino acids. Lineage: Eukaryota; Metazoa; Chordata; Actinopteri; Pomacentridae. Gene Ontology annotation, biological process: negative regulation of meiotic nuclear division; regulation of mitotic nuclear division.
UCCAAAUUCAAAAACGUGGCAGGUUCUGGUGUCUAUUAUAUGAACAUGUAGCAAACAGAAACAACUACGAGGGAUACUAUCUGUGGCCCGGAACUCAGCCUGAGGAAACGACAUCGCCGGACGAGCCUUAUCUUGAAGUCACUUGACGUCCUCCUUACUUGCUGAAUUCUUCAUUUUGGGCCAAGACCCAGGAGAAGGAAAAUGCAGUGCACUCCUGAGUCAGCUGUCUACCUUGAGAGCUGCAAAGACCAGCGCUGUUAUGAUGACUGUUCUGACAGUGGAUACUCAGGUUUGUUCCAAAGCCCUCGGAGCAUUGUUGGAGUUGACCCUUGUGGAUCUUUGUCUCCAGCAGAAUUAAAUGAAACACCUAAGGAGAACCUAAGGCUUUAUCUCACACCUAAGGAGAGGAUAAAAGAACCGGUCAGAUAUUUGGGCAAAGACUCCAGGUUACUGCAACCAUCAGCAGUUAGCUGGUGUGAAACUCCAAAAGUAUACAAAAGGGAUUCAUCAUUGCGACACAGACUUCUAAUGUGCAAGCCAACCACAGAUGUCAAAAAUGACAAUCAAAGAUCACCGUGCACCAGAAAGACUGAAUCCUCAGUCAGUGUCAGGUCUCAGAGCUCUCACAGUGCAUCUGACUCUCUAGACAUGAUGACGGAGACUUUGGCAUCAAGUACUUUAAAAGUGGACCAGGAUCUGGCACUGUCUGGCAGGAAACGUCGUCUGUUCUUCACACAAGUGAGAACCUCCACUUUGGAAGAUGGUAAAACCAACUCCGGUCAGUUUUUUAGCUUUGAGAGAGAAGCUUCACUCACAGACACAGAUUCCAGCCACAACAGUUCUGCCUCUGAUCAACUUGAUAUGAAGACCCCAGGAGUUUGCAAAUUUCCGCCUGUCUUAUCGAAGGAAGACUCUCAAUCACCAGUCAGCAGUGAGAAUAAUGACCUGUACGACGUCUCAAGCGUCUUGUGCACACCGUCAUCAAUGCAUACACCUGAAUACAUCAGGUCUGUGUAUGAGGAUAGUGGUUUCAGUUCCUUGACGCUUGAUAAAUCCCAAGCGUCGGUGGAUCAUGAUGGCUCUUUCCAGGAGCUGCUCCUCUCUGCCUCUAGAGGAAACUGUGAAACCCCAAAUCUAGCUGAAUCAAAGAGACGCUCCCGUUUGCAGCGGCAACACAGGCUUUCUACACUUAAAGAAGGUGGCUCUCAGUCUGAGGAAGACCCAACAAACAGAGAGCAUCUGCAUCCGUGUCCCAACCAUUCUAAAGAUGAUGACGUUUUUGCUGACAAGGCCACCCCUUGCAGCCUUUCUGUUAAACAUGGUAAUAGUAUUCUUUCUGGUAGUUUGGCCACAGCAAGACAAGAUUAUACUACCCCACUAAGAGCUACUACAACCAAGUCAGAAAAUAUGACACCUCAUAGUGCAGAUCCAUCUAAUCCAGAUAUCACUCCAAACAGAACAACCCCAGUCGAUCUCUCUCUGACUCCUGCUUUGCAGCUGGUUCAUGCUAUGUGCCAGCACAAAACCCAAAUGUUUGCUGGCCAGAGUCCAAGCCUGAAGGCGCAGCUGAAGUCCACAGCAGCACUGGUUGAGACUCCUGUGACAUUUAGGACCACUAUGCCGCUGGCAGGGCUGAUUGGCAGGAAGAUGGGCCUGUUGAAGGUGGACAUUUUCACUGAGCUGAAGAAGAGGAACCUCAGACACAUCCUGGCUGUCAUACUUGGCAGCCUGAGCUCUGAGAGUGUCUACAGGUGUGGUCAGGUGUGCAAAAGCUGGAAUCAAAUUAUCCACCAGGACAAGAGAGCUAACCUAAGGAGGAGAAACCACCUGAGUGAAGUGGAGGCUGCUCUUGAGCAUGCCGGUGCUGUCCAUGUCUCUGAUGCAGAGACCAGAGUCGCUCUGCUUCAGAGGUCAGCUUUGAAGAUGGUCCAGGCCCAGUCCAGGACCUCCAGCUACUGCACUCCGCAGUCCGGAAGUCGCACUUUAACCCCAUUACUGCACAACGCCUUACAUUCAGGCAGCAGCAGCAGCAGCAAACGGGAUAAAUUUCUAGAAGUUGCCAAAACCCUCUUCAACGAUGAGUGCCUCAAGCCUUGCCCUAGAUGUCAACAUCCUGCAAGGUGUCAUUCGGUGAAGAAGGAGGGUGUGUGCAGCAGAGCCGACUGUGGCUUUCAGUUUUGCACAUCAUGCUUGUGCGCUUUUCACAGCUCUCAAGAGUGUGGCAGUCAGUCUGCAGGUCGCCGCAAGAAGGACACUCUUCUUCCAGGAAGUGCUCAAAGCAAGCGAAAUGUUAGAAGACUAUGAGGAGAAAGUGUUUCUUGUUCCUGUUUGCUAUGUCAUAGCCCCUUUAGCAUUUAGUUUUCCUCAAUAUGGUGAAGAUGAGGUUCAGCCGCAAUUGAACUGAUUAGUGGCUCUCUUGUGAGCCACAUCUGUACUCUUUAAUGUGUUUGUGCCUGUCUUUUUACUUUGUUUUUUCCUCCUUUUUUUUUUUUAAACAGAGUUCUUGCAUGUAUGUUUUUAAUUCUGCAUGUGAAGGAGUUCUCACCAGCAUAUGCAAUUCAUUUCUUUUUGCUAUCGAUGUAUUUUUCUAUACACUGACUGUACAGGAUAUUUUUUGGAAUUACUGAGUUUUUAAACUUUUACCAGUGUCUUUUCAGAUUAGCUUUAAAAUAAAUGUAGUGAUUUUUUUUUUAAA